AUGAAGAAAUUUCAAUUUAAAAGGAAUAAUAUUUGUUACUAUAAUCAAAUUGCUAAUUUUGUGAAUAACAUUGAUAAAAAUUCUAGCAUAUUAGAGAUAUAUAAUUUUAUAAAGUUUAGUUACACAAGUUUUAGAAUAUAUCCUCAAGUAAUUACAAAUUUGGAAAAUAAUGAAAAUUCUUUAAAUAUAACCGGCAGGGAUGAUACUCCAGAAGAUUUUGUUAAUUUAAUGAAAAAAUGCUGGAAUACUGAUCCUAAAAAGAGACCUUCAGCAAAAGUUUGGGAAAGUCUUGAUCUUUGGGCUAAUAUGGGAAAAGAUGUUAAUCAGUUUAAUCAAGCUGAUGAAUUACGAUUGCAAUUAAUAAAAUCUAAGUUGCUUGGUCCAGAAUUUAGUGAAGAGGCUCAUUCAAAAGCAAUUUAUACAAGUAGAUCAUUAAGUUCUUUUACUUCCAAAUCUUCGUCUAAUUCAUUAAUGAAUUCAUUGAAGCAAAAAAUAAUUCUUCAUAUUGAAGAUGAAAUUCAAACUAAUGGAGUCAAUAAAAUAACAUGGAAUAAAAAAUAUGGAAUAAAUUUUUAUAGGGCUUACGAUUUAUUUGCUCUUAUUCAUUUUAGAAAAGAAGUAACUAGAAAUUCAAAAUUAUCUUUUUCAGAAUAUUCUGCAAGAACAGUAAGAACCAAUAAAAACAUUUUCAAAGAAAUUAAUACUCCAGCAGCGGUUGAAUAA
Messenger RNA from Rhizophagus irregularis DAOM 181602=DAOM 197198, 723 nucleotides. RefSeq lists its product as uncharacterized. The record is from RefSeq and is a predicted model, not a curated record. Lineage: Eukaryota; Fungi; Glomeromycota; Glomeromycetes; Glomerales; Glomeraceae.